GCCGGCACAGUGAGCGUGAGUCGGGGCCGCGGGCUCUCCCCACCUAGCGCUAAUAGGAACUGGCGGAGCUGCCAGCGUGUAGUGGGUUGCAGAAUCCCCAUUCUAGACCUGACUCCUAUUCCACGCCUUGAUUUAGCAAAAAUGCUUUAUCUGAUUGGACUUGGACUUGGAGAUGCCAAAGAUAUUACAGUGAAAGGCCUGGAGGUUGUACAACGGUGUAGCCGAGUAUACCUGGAGGCCUACACUUCAAUCCUCACAGUUGGAAAGGAAGCACUGGAGGAAUUCUAUGGUAAAGAACUGAUUUUUGCAGACAGAGAAACAGUGGAACAAGACGCGGAUAUAAUCUUGAAGGAUGCCCAUCUGUGUGACGUCGCUUUUCUUGUAGUUGGGGAUCCUUUUGGGGCAACUACUCACAGUGAUCUUGUUCUCCGUGCGGUGAAGCUAGGAGUUCCCUACAGAGUUAUACACAAUGCUUCUAUACUCAAUGCCGUUGGCUGCUGUGGUUUACAGCUUUACAAUUUUGGAGAAACAGUUUCCAUCGUUUUCUGGACAGAGGCAUGGAAGCCUGAGAGUUUUUUUGAUAAAAUCACCAAAAACAGGAAGAAUGGGAUGCACACACUCUGCUUGCUUGACAUUAAAGUAAAGGAGCAGUCUCUGGAGAAUCUCAUGAGGGGGAAGAAGAUUUAUGAACCACCAAGGUAUAUGAGCGUGAAUCAAGCAGCUGAACAGCUUCUCGCCAUUGUUCAAAACAGAAGGCAAGAAGGGGAAGAACCAGAAGUUACAGAAAACACCGUAUGCGUAGGCUUAGCCAGGGUGGGCGCAAUGGAUCAAAAGAUUGCUUCAGGCACGCUACAGGAAAUGACUACAGCAGAACUUGGAGGUCCUCUACACUCUAUGAUCAUAACAGGCACCCUGCAUCCAAUGGAAAUAGAUAUGCUUAAACUCUUUGCUCUAAAUAAAAUCAUAUUUGAAAACUGCUGAAUAAAGUUUUCUAACUAGCUAAUUUUAUAGAAUGUAAAAAGCUAGGGUACUUUAAAAAGGGAGUAGAGAGGGAGAUUACCACCCCCCUUGACUGCCUAUGAGGGCCAAUACUGGUUCUAUCUCUAGGUUACAGUUACCAGGUCAUGCAGUUUGUUUUGCACCAAACUUGGGCUGACAGGCAAAGUUGUAAAUAUUUGUAAAGUACUUUCCAGCCAUAAUGGUUCUUGAAGUAGUUCAACAGUUUUAGCCAUCAAAAAGCUGCCUUUGCCAUGAAAUUGAAGUAGGUAAGAUUUGUAUGACUUAGUAUAAUUAGCCACAAAUUCGUGAUGUAGCUGUGUUGAUAGUAUUAGGGAUGAUGUAUAGUCUAUUAAACUGGAAGUUACUGGGUUAACUUGGGCCAGUCAUUCUGACUUAGCCUAGCCAGCCUCACAAGGUUCCUGGAAAGAAGGAAUGAAAAAAAGAAUAGAAGGCAGGAUACACCUUGACAAUUCAACAAGGAGUCUUUGAUGUCAGGAUUUCCUUUUCAGUUGUUAUAUUCCUACCAUAAAGAGAUGAGGCAAACUUGCUGUUUCUUUUUAAAGGAAAAUGUUCAUUUAUUCCCAGUUAAGGUAAAGAUGACCAACAUUUUAGAAAAGAUCUAGUUCCUUACAGAUUCCAUUUAACAGGUUUUCCUUAACAAAAAAAAAAUUCUUUAAUGCCAUUUGUAUUAAGACAGUGGAAACCACAUCACUUUUGGUUUCUGACCAACUUACAGACCUGGAGGCCAGUGCAAAUGUGAUAUACUGGUGUUCAACUGCUAGUAGCACACUUCUAGCAAACUCUGGUUGUUGUGUUGCUUAGUCUAAGGACUUAAUAGGUGCUUAGUCAGUAGUCUUCAAUUCAUAUGAUCCACCCUCAGGUGGAUCACAUCCCUAUAGUUUCCUUUUGGGAACAGUCUGGUGCUACUACAAGGGCACAACACCUCCUGCCUCUUUUCCACUGAAAGGAGCAACAGGAUGGCAAGGCAAGGUAAGUGAAGAU
Messenger RNA from Eublepharis macularius, 2001 nucleotides. It is a transcript of the gene DPH5, whose product is annotated as diphthamide biosynthesis 5. The record is from RefSeq and is a predicted model, not a curated record. Bases 142 to 981 code for a protein of 279 amino acids. NCBI's taxonomy places the organism in Eukaryota, Metazoa, Chordata, Lepidosauria, Squamata, Eublepharidae. Gene Ontology annotation, molecular function: diphthine synthase activity. Gene Ontology annotation, biological process: protein histidyl modification to diphthamide. The transcript is spliced from 8 exons.